GAGAAAGAGCCUUAGUCGAUAUGCACUGUGUAUCGUUCUGUAUCGGGGCUUAAGACCUACUACACUGGCACUCGCUUGCGCGCACACACACACACACAGCCAGUCCGUGUCCAUCUGUCGAUAACGUCGCCCACAUCUCUUUUCGUUCUCGACGGCCAUCAGUUGGAUUAUCCUUUUAUUUUGGUGCUAGAAUCCAAUUAGUAUUUUUGACCCGUCUCUUUUGUCUAUUUUGAUUGUGGCAUCAUGUUUGACCAUUAUCGGCCCGCUGUCAACAAUUGCGUAUAGCCUGAGCACGCUACGUUCAAACUUUGGUUCGGUAUAACUGCUGAUCGGUAUAGGAGGCGGGGGGCCCUUAUCAUUGUUCAAGAUGGGCGACCAGCCGAUUCCUGGCCAAGACGAAGACAUUUUUCUAGAGAACGGACGAUUGAGUUACGAGAAUCCCAACUAUCAACUUCACUUGAACGCUGUUCGCCUGGAAGACGCACUCAACUCGAAUACUGAACAUUACAAUCUGAACUCGGCUUUGCUCAGCUACAGCAUGGACGUCAUCUCACCGCAACUUUCAAACAUGGAUCUCGGUAUGGAACUCGAAUUGGCCCGCACUGGUUCUAGCACCAGUUUGAGCGGCGGAAAUGCCACCCGUCAAAGACGACACUACGCUUCACUUGAUCCCAUGUCCAUGGGCGUUGACGUCCAAGUGGGUCCGGUGAUGAAUCUUGGCAGUCCAGAUUUUGACAACAAUAGGGGCGUGUUGGACAAUUACGGCACGUCUGUCGAUAUUGAACAGCGCAAGUCUGCAAUGGAAAGACAAGGCACUGAUAGCAGCAGCGUUGACACGGGCUCUCCGUCCGCGUCGGAGAGUAGCUGCCCUACAGCCACUGGCUGCGAUAGUGAACCAGAAAGAAAUGAAGAUCAACUGCCGCCCGGCUGGGAAAAGCACGAAGAUGACGAUGGGCCCUAUUAUUGGCACAUCAAAAGCGGAACUAUUCAACGUGAACCUCCUGAGAACAAAGAUUCAUCUAGCCAACCGGCAAUGAAUUUUCAACGUCAAAUCGUGCGCGAAGCUGAGGCUAUAAGUGCAAGCUUCACUCCAGUGGUUCCCAGAAGCACAACCAGCUUCACGCUCUCUGAUUUGGAUAGCAUCCGAUCCAAAGAGGAUAUGGCCUUCAAUCUUAAUCUUCACGAUAGAAGGCGAAGUUUUCCCGUAUCGCUCGGUUCCAGUGUUUCUACAGAAUCGCGGAAUUCUGCGCCAAAAUCGCCAGCGAUCCGAUUUUCUGUCCGCUCCUUGGGUUGGGUUGAAAUAGCUGAAGAAGAUCUCACCCCCGAGCGUAGUUCGAAAGCCGUCAACCGUUGCAUCGUCGACUUGAGCUUGGGCCGUCAUGACUUGCUAGAUGUGGUCGGUCGUUGGGGAGAUGGCAAGGAUUUAUUCAUGGAUCUCGAUGAAGGUUCGCUAAAGCUGAUUGAUACGGAGAACUUUGCCGUUUUGAAUAGUCAGCCCAUACACACUAUCCGCGUCUGGGGCGUCGGUCGUGACAACGGACGGGAAAGGGAUUUCGCUUAUGUCGCUCGUGACCGUGUAACACGGAAGCACAUGUGCCAUGUAUUCCGCUGCGACACACCGGCUCGCACCAUUGCCAAUACACUCAGGGACAUCUGCAAAAAGAUUAUGAUCGAGCGUAAUCUGCAGCACGGCUUCGGCAAACCUGCUGAAAAUGGCGCUAACGUGGUUGCUAACACACUAGGAUGUAGCCCUCUUCCUGCAUCUCGUAGCCGUCCCAGCAACUUGCCAUCAGAACAACGGCGCCAUACCAGCAAAAUCGGACAGAUAUUGUUGUCGAGCCAGAGUUUCCCUACACCAAUGGAAGAACCGCGUAAGGUGCUAAAAGCGCAGUACAUUGGCAGCCUUCAAGUGCGUCGUCCCAGCGGUAUGGAUACGCUGAACGACGCCAUCGAUCAAAUGGCAAGCCAAGUACCAGCUGACCAAUGGCGAGACGUCAAUGUGGCCGUUGCACCUUCAGUAGUUACCAUCACCGAUGCAGAGGACGAUGAGAAGAUUAUCGUGGAAUCACGUGUACGAUUUCUAUCCUUCUUGGGCAUUGGUCGUCAAGUAGAGAAUUGUGGUUUCAUCGUUCAUACAGCCAACGAUGUUUACAUCGCUCACGUUCUUUGCUGCUAUCCUUCAUCCGGUGCCAUCUGUAAAACAAUAGAAGCCGCUUGCAAGUUGCGUUAUCAGAAAUGCCUGGAUGCUCACGGUGCCCUUAGGGGACGGAUCACCAACUCGUCUUCGACAGCCCAGACGCCGACGGGUCGCAGCUUGGAAUCAUUGAGUGCUACUCUCAAGUCUGUCUUCGGUUCCAUUAGUCUUGGAUCGAAAAAGACGAACAAAACUACCGGCGAAUCUGAAUAAUAACGGUGCGAUAUGAACAAAAAAACCAGAUAGGACUCGUCUUUCGAGGAUGGUCAAGAGGGAUGUUCUAAUAAAAGUAUAAGAGAAAUGGAUUACAUUUGCCCUAUUCAAAGAAAACAAGAUAUAUCCGCCCCAUGCACUUAGUGUAUUUACGCUCCUCUUUCGUCUCACAAUCCCAAGCAUCGUUUAUUCGUCCAAUCUUCUUCGCUUUCGUAGAGGUAACUCUCAACUUGUAUUCUUUGUUUACCAGGUCAAAAGUUUUGAAGCUACCAGAACACGGUUUCUGUACAUGAAGAGUGCUUACAAAUCUAUUUGAUUUUGUGUUCCGCCUGACGCCGAACCUCUUUUUCAGGUUGGACUGUUUUCUCUCGUUUUUUUAAUUAUCUGCUGAUUUCUUGUCCCAGUUCAGUUUUUUUAUUGGCAUUUCUCCAUUGCUGGAUGUCAUACCUUAAAAAAAAUUUAUUUAGUGCCAUCGCCGGUGCGAAUUUAUGCCCCUCUUUUUCUAGCAUCUCAACGUCAUGUUUGAUGAACCCAUCUAGUUUUGUUGACUAUUUUUGCCCGCACCAACUCUGUAAUCUCUAUACAUACAAUGUGCGACGCCUCAAGAUAUCAUCGUUAAUCCACGAGUGUUUCCAAGAGCUAGACGGUUCGAUGAGUUAUGUUACUCGGUUCACACACAUUACACAUAAACAUAAUAUCUUUUACUUGGUAUUAUAACAAAGCGACCGUUACUGAUGUCACAUUAACAAUAAACAUUUGACGUUAAAAUUGA
This is a messenger RNA of Daphnia magna, 3179 nucleotides long. Its product is annotated as protein Fe65 homolog. The transcript has 16 exons. Bases 368 to 2407 code for a protein of 679 amino acids. Gene Ontology annotation, molecular function: transcription factor binding; amyloid-beta binding. Gene Ontology annotation, cellular component: nucleus; cytoplasm. Gene Ontology annotation, biological process: regulation of DNA-templated transcription. The record is from RefSeq and is a predicted model, not a curated record. NCBI's taxonomy places the organism in Eukaryota, Metazoa, Arthropoda, Branchiopoda, Diplostraca, Daphniidae.